This is a messenger RNA of Pestalotiopsis fici W106-1, 1311 nucleotides long. Its product is annotated as AP-2 complex subunit mu. Gene Ontology annotation, cellular component: AP-2 adaptor complex; cytoplasmic vesicle. The coding region runs from base 1 to 1311 and encodes 436 amino acids. Gene Ontology annotation, biological process: clathrin-dependent endocytosis; intracellular protein transport. The record is from RefSeq and is a predicted model, not a curated record. Gene Ontology annotation, molecular function: clathrin-cargo adaptor activity. The transcript has a single exon. Lineage: Eukaryota; Fungi; Ascomycota; Sordariomycetes; Amphisphaeriales; Sporocadaceae.
AUGUUAUCUGGUAUUCUGAUUUUCAAUCAAAAAGGCGAGAACCUCAUCUUUCGCGCCUUCAGAAACGAUUGCCGACCGCGCCUCGCCGACGUCUUUCGCAUCCAAGUCAUUUCGAAUCCGCAAGUACGGUCACCGAUCCUCACGCUGGGCAGUACGACCUUCAGCCAUGUCAAGCACGAAAACAUCUAUCUCGUAGCGAUCACCAAGAGCAAUGCCAAUGCAGCGCUCGUGUUUGAGUUCCUCUACCGACUCGUCCAGCUGGGCAGGGGCUAUUUCGGCAAAUUCGACGAGGAGGCCGUCAAGAAUAACUUCGUGCUUGUUUAUGAGCUCCUGGACGAAAUCAUCGACUUUGGCUACCCUCAGAACACCGAGACCGACACCCUCAAAAUGUACAUCACAACCGAGGGCGUCAUGUCCCAGAGAGCUCCGGAGGAUUCGGCCAAGAUUACCAUGCAGGCCACUGGCGCCCUGUCCUGGCGCAAAGCAGAUGUCAAGUACCGAAAGAACGAAGCAUUCGUUGACGUUAUUGAGGACGUCAAUUUGCUCAUGUCGGCGACGGGGACUGUCCUCCGCGCUGAUGUCACGGGCCAGAUCAUCAUGCGCGCAUACCUUUCGGGAACUCCAGAAUGCAAGUUUGGACUAAACGACCGCCUUCUACUUGACCACGAUGGCCUGCAAUCUCUCCCCAGUGGAAAUCGGCUCGGAACAAAGGCAACCAAGGCAGCUGCGGGAAGCGUGACGUUGGAAGAUUGCCAAUUCCAUCAAUGCGUCAAGCUCGGAAAGUUCGAUUCGGACCGUAUCAUCUCUUUCAUCCCCCCAGACGGCGAAUUCGAGCUCAUGCGUUACCGAGCGACCGAGAACGUCAACCUACCCUUCAAAGUUCACGCCAUUGUCAACGAAGUGGGAAAGACCAAGGUCGAAUACAGCAUUGGUGUAAAAGCAAAUUUUGGCAGCAAACUGUUCGCCACUAAUGUGGUUGUCAAAAUCCCGACGCCUCUAAAUACUGCACGCAUUACAGAGCGAUGUACACAAGGAAAGGCGAAGUAUGAGCCAAGUGAGAAUGUGAUCAUUUGGAAGAUCGGUCGAUUCAGCGGACAGAGCGAGUUUGUGCUUAGUGCCGAGGCAGAGCUCACAAGCAUGACGAACCAGAAGGCAUGGUCGCGUCCUCCGCUCAGCAUGAACUUCAGUCUUUUGAUGUUCACGAGUUCGGGACUUUUGGUCAGAUAUCUAAAGGUUUUUGAAAAGAGCAACUACUCCAGUGUAAAAUGGGUCAGGUACAUGACGAGGGCAGGGUCCUAUGAAAUCCGGUAA